Caenorhabditis elegans is the source of this 2886-nucleotide messenger RNA. It is a transcript of the gene ulp-4, whose product is annotated as Ubiquitin-like protease 4. Gene Ontology annotation, cellular component: nucleus; mitochondrial matrix; centrosome. Lineage: Eukaryota; Metazoa; Nematoda; Chromadorea; Rhabditida; Rhabditidae. Gene Ontology annotation, biological process: protein sumoylation; protein desumoylation; proteolysis. The record is from RefSeq and is marked reviewed. Gene Ontology annotation, molecular function: cysteine-type peptidase activity.
AAUCACCCUCCUUAUAUGUAUUGCACGUAGUACAUGAACAAUAACAGAUAUGGAAGUGUCAACGUCUUACUGUACGCCGGCUGUCAAUUUCAAAUAUGGCAGUUUUCAAGAUUCAGAUGUCUCAAUGCGAGAAGAUGACCUAUUCCGGAUGGGGAGCUACAAUUCUCAAGGGUACUACGCAGACGGAACUCAUCUAGAUGGUUCUAUCGGAGAAGAGGAUGAAACGUCUUCAGGAAGUAACGAUCAACACAUGGAUUUUGAGGAAGACGAUUUCGAUAUGGAAUCUUCAAUGACAGAAGAUUUGGUGGACGAAGAUGAAGAAGAAGAAGACGAGGAAGAUAAUGACGAAUGGACAAAUCAGAAGCGGACUGAUAAUCAAAAUAGCGUUGCAUAUUACGCAGCUAUGGAGAUGCUUCGAAUCCGUUUCCCAUUCCAAUCAAUAGCCAUUCGAAUUUCGGAUUUUUGCUGUCUCCAGGAGAAGGAUCUUCUCAACGAUACGAUGAUCGACUUCUAUUUGAAUCACAUUGUUGAACACGUACUACCAGACAGCAAUGGUUCAAAUGUCACUGUUCUUCCAUCGAUAUUUUGGCAUAAUCUUUCUUUACGGCAGCACGCCUUUGAUUCUGAAGACGAGAAGAUGAUGAGUGAUGAGCAAAAGAUGGAUCUCAAAUUCGGCGAUUUGCAUGAUUUCGUUGCUGAUUUCGAUCUCCAAGAUUUUGAUUACAUUGUGGUUCCUGUAAACGAGUGGGAGCAUUGGUCAUUGGCAGUCAUAUGUCAUCCGUUCACUGCUCAAGCUCGCACGGUUAUCUUUGAUUCGCAGCUCACUGCGGAUCUUAACAACCUACAGAACAUGGCUACAUUAAUCGAAUCAUUCAUGAAGUAUUCAUACGAGAAACGUACCGGAAAUGCUAUGCCUUUUCCAUUGCCGUGCAUUUUACCACAAAGAAUGCCUCAACAAACCAACAAUUUCGACUGUGGUAUUUUCAUUGCAGAGUUUGCUAGACGUUUCUUGCUGAGCCCGCCAAAAGAUCUCGACAACUUCGACUUUGCACGAGAAUAUCCAGAUUUCUCAACGGCCACGAAGAGAACUGAAAUGCAACGAGUUGUUCUAUCACUAUCCACGAACAGAGCUCGUUGGCGUCCGCUUGUCGAAUUGCUCAAUGGCUAUAGCACUGCCGCACCUCAUCGUGCACUUUAAGCAUAUCCUUCUGGAAUGCAUACUUUGUCUCAUAUGCCCCGGUUCUUUACCGUCCGUCUUCCAUUUCUCAUCCCUUCCUGCCGAAUUCUCCCACUGAAAAGUCUUCCGAAGAACUGUUUCUCUGAUGUCUGAAGGCUUUCGUGACAAGGGAACCUUUUGUUAUAUUAACCCAUUUUCACUCAAAAAACCACCAAAAAUUUUCAAAAAAUAUCUCUCCAUUUCAUUGUUGACCCUUGUUACUCUGUUUUCUUCUCCUUAUUUCUGUUGUUAACCACAUUCACUUUUUUCUCAGCUGAUAUCCGUUCAUCAUUGUUCAUCGUUGAACUAUUUAUUCGGCGUUUCAGUUUCCCCGUUCCCGCCCUUCACCGACUUCUAGACACAAAACAGGUGUUCCGACAAUUUGCGAGUUUAUGUUUCUUCGUUCCUUUACGAUUCCAUUCUUUCCGACUGCGCUUAUAUAUCUGUAAGUAUUCCAUCGUUGUGAUCAGUUUUUAACUUUUCUCAACAAUAAUCGGUUUACCUAUAGUAUCACGUCACCUCCAUUUCUUCCCUUAACACCUCCAUUUUCAUUGAAUUCAAAUUCAUAUCCCAGCUUUUUCUUCACCUCUUCCCACUUUACUGUUGCCUGCCUUAAUCCCCUUCUAUCCACCAUUUAGACACUUUCCUUCAACAUGGAAGAUUGGGUUUUCCGUGCCCAAAACUCUACGUUCACAUGGGUUUCGUUGUUUCUUUGUUCCAGCUUGUAGUGUGAGAGAUUUGUGUUUCCUUCAAAAAAAUGUCUUUAAGGUGAGUGUGGAGAAUGAUGAUGAUUUUUUAUGAAUUUUAAAAAGCUGAAAAGUAUUAAUUAGUGAAGAUAACUGUUUUUAUGCCUGGUAAUUCAUAAGAUGACAUUGUCUGAUCCCUCUUACUUUUCAAAUUUUUUCCAUACCCUUGCAAUCUGUACAUUUUUUGUUGGGUAUCUAGCAUUCAAAUACUUGAAGAUAAUUUAUGUCACGAAAUUCCAUCACAGCGUUGCUCUCUAAUGACGAAUCUUGUUUCUGUUUUAGUAGUUAUUGGAGAUCAGCGCUUUCUUUUCAAAAGUCGUUGACAAAAUGUCCUUUCAAAUCUUGAAUGUUGGUGCAUUUCAUUGUUAUUGUAAAAAAUAUCAAGUCUCCCGCUCUCUUUCUCGUUCGAAUCUUAUGUUUUUCUUUCGUUUUGAGCCAGCUACCAUCUCCCUGUGCUUUCACCCUCUUGCUACACUUCUUUAAUAGUUUUGACUGUCGGAUCCAUGACACAAAUUCCAAAAUAUAUUUGGUAAUCGAAUAUUGAAAAGAAAUCAAGAACGACAUUUCUCAAAAAUUCAUUUUCAAUCUUCAAUUGUCAUUUAAAAUUUUGGUGUCCGCUGGUUUUCACAUCUUGUUAUAUUUAUGAUUUCAUUUUCUUUUUUUGUUUUUUUUACUAGCGCCUCGGUUGAUUGGAUGAUAUGGGUCGUAUCGUUUUUCUACAUUUUUGAUUUGAUAAUAUUAUUUUUGUCAAACUUCCAUGUUAUUCGUUCCUACCGUUUUUUUCUCCCGUUUUCCCAAUUUUUAUGUGGUUCUCUUUCUUUAGAUUCAUAGGGUCUGUCCUCAUAUUGUUCCAAAAAAGCUCUUCUAAAAAUCGUUCCAUGUUGUAAAAGAUCUUGAGCAAAGGCAAUAAACUGUUGAUUAAAA